AGCGCCGGCUUCUCGGCAGUGGCUCUAGAGGAAGCUCGGCGGCUGUGGCCGCUGUAAGCAGGCCGGGCGUCUGCUGGCUGACGGGCUUUCCCGUAAAGCUGGCGAAGGCGGGGCCGCAGUCCGAACUGCCGCAGUAUCUGGACCCACGGCGGGGCAGGUGCCGGUAGCGAGGGACGUAGCUGCAUUCAGAUCUCAUUAUGCAUCAGAAAAAUGAAAAAACAGAGGAAAAUUCUAUGGAGGAAAGGAAUCCACUUAGCCUUUUCUGAGAAAUGGAAUACUGGGUUUGGAGGCUUUAAGAAGUUCUACUUUCACCAACAGUUGUGCAUUCUGAAAGCCAAGUUGGGAAGGCCAGUUACUUGGAGCAGGCAUUUAAGGCAUUUCCAGUGCAGAAAGAAGGCCCUUCAAUUCCAGAAAACGUGGAUCCAGGAUGAACCCCUUUUUGCUAAGGCAAAGUCCAAUGUGGCUGUUCAGAAUCUUAGUAGUUUGUCCUCUAAAGUGAAAGGAAAGGACACUAAACACUUCAUUUCCUCCUCAAGGACCUUCCUGAAACUCCAAGCAGAGAAGUUGCUAUCAUCAGCAAAGAACUCUGAUCAUGAAUACUCUGGAGAGAAAAGUCUCUUGAAGGCAGCCACUGACAUACCAGCAAAUAGUGUUUUAAGUCAGGCCAGUGGUCACAGACCUAGGACGGAGCCACAAGCUUCUGAUCCUCCUAUGAAGUUCAAUGGGGAGAGCCAGAGUCCAGGUGAGAGUGGCACAAUUGUGGUCACCUUGAGCAACCAUAAGAGAAAGCGCUUUUGUUAUGGCUGCUGCCGAGGGCUGGAGCACCACAGGAAUGGGGGACCCCUGAUUCCAAGAAAGUUCCAACUUAAUCAACAUAGAAGAAUAAAAGUAUCUCCUCAUAUGAUGUAUGAGAAAUUAUCCAUGAUUAGAUUUCGGUACAGGAUUCUCAGAUCCCAGCACUUCAGAACAAAAAGCAAAGUUUGCAAGCUAAAAAAAGCCCAGCGAAGCUGGGUGCAGGUCACUGGGGACCAUCAAGAGACCCUUAGGGAGAACAGUGAGGGUGGCAGUUGCAGCUUAUUCCCUUCCCCAGAACCUAAAGACCCUUCUUGUCGGCAUCAACCAUACCUUCCAGAUAUGGACAGCAAUGCUGUGGUGAAGGGAAAGAACUCUCAUGUGCCUGAUGGCCACACUAAAGGAAGCCCUGUCUUGGGCAAGGAGCUUAGUUUAGAUGAAGCAUUCCCUGACCAACAGAAUGGCAGUGGCACAUACAUCUGGGACCAGUCACCCUGUUCCUCUCCUAAGUGGGAGUGUACAGAGCUGAUUCAUGACAUCCCCUUACCAGAACAUCAUUCUAAUAACAUGUUUAUCUCGGAAACCGAGGGAGAAGUUAUGGCUCUGGGUCAGGAAAAUCAGACAAGUACUGUCAAUGAUGACAGAGUAAAACUGUCAGUGUCUGGGGCAGAUCAAUCUGUGAGUAGUGUAGAUGGGCCUGUGUCCGAAGAGACUGUUCAGAAUGAGAGUUCAUGCCAGAUGGAUGAGGAUGGAUCUUUCAAGCAGAACAUUCUUAGUUCUAAGUUGCUGGACCACCCUUACUGUAAAAGUCCACUGGAGGCUCCUCUGACGUGCAGUGGACUCAAACUAGAAAAUCAAGUGGGAGGUGGGAAGAACAGUCAAAAAGCCUCUCCAGUGGAUGAUGAACAGCUGUCAAUCUGCCUUUCUGGAUUCCUAGAUGAGGUUAUGAAGAAGUAUGGCAGUUUGGUCCCACUCAGUGAAAAAGAUGUCCUUGGAAGAUUAAAAGAUGUCUUUAAUGAAGACUUUUCUAAUAGAAAACCUUUUAUCAAUAGGGAGAUAACAAACUAUCGGGCCAGACAUCAAAAAUGCAACUUCCGCAUCUUCUACAAUAAGCACAUGCUGGAUAUGGAUGAUCUGGCAACCCUGGAUGGUCAGAAUUGGCUGAAUGACCAGGUCAUUAAUAUGUACGGUGAGCUGAUAAUGGAUGCAGUCCCAGACAAAGUUCACUUCUUCAACAGCUUUUUUCAUAGACAGCUGGUAACCAAAGGAUAUAAUGGAGUAAAAAGAUGGACUAAAAAGGUGGAUUUGUUUAAAAAGAGUCUUCUGUUGAUUCCUAUUCACCUGGAAGUCCACUGGUCUCUCAUUACUGUGACACUCUCUAAUCGAAUUAUUUCAUUUUAUGAUUCCCAAGGCAUUCAUUUUAAGUUUUGUGUAGAGAAUAUAAGAAAGUAUUUGCUGACUGAAGCCAGAGAAAAAAAUAGACCUGAAUUUCUUCAGGGUUGGCAGACUGCUGUUACCAAGUGUAUUCCACAACAGAAAAAUGACAGUGACUGUGGAGUAUUUGUGCUCCAGUACUGCAAGUGCCUCGCCUUAGAGCAGCCUUUCCAGUUUUCCCAAGAAGACAUGCCCCGAGUGCGGAAGAGGAUUUACAAGGAGCUGUGUGAGUGCCGGCUCAUGGACUGAAACUCAGCAGGGACUCUGGGAAGUCUGACCAAGUUGGAGCAGAUGGUUUGUUACUUGAAUCUCCAAACACUUAUUUGAAUUUUUACAGAUAUUUCAGAUCAGUGGUGUUUGGCCACUGUUGUUACCUCAAAUUUAUUUUCUGCCCUUACUCAUUUCCCUAGUUACUAUGUACUAUUUUUUAAUGUUCAGUUUGGUUUCAUUUUUAAUUUUAUGGAUUCUGUGUGUGUGUGUCCCCCCCCAUAUUUAAUAUUUAUUAUCCAAACGCAUGCAUAUAGACAGAGCAUGCAGUGCAGAGUAUUAAAAAAAAAAAAAAAAAGCCUAGUAGAUUUGGUGCAGCUUUUGAAACUUAGUUAGAUGUGAACUGAAUACAGGUUUAAAUUUUAAUUCCAGAACCUAAAAAUGCAGGAUGUUUUUGAUACAGCGUAACUCUGAGAAUAGUAGAUGUUCCCUGGGGCAUAAAGGGUAGCUAGAAGGGGUUUCAGACAAAGCCAGUCCUGUUUUAUUUUUACCAGCAGCACCUUUCACUGACUUCCCUCUCCAAGUGAGUCACAUUCUUUUUGAAGGGUGAAAAGGAAGUGGCCAUAAACUGACUGGUAUGUUCUAUUUACGGAGGCACACUUGUAAGCACAGUGCCUGCUUUGGGAAGAGUUGAUUAAGGUAUGAGAAAAAGACAGCGACCUUGAGGGUCCAUUUAUCUUCACACAUGAGAGAUUUCAAUCUUGGUUUUAAGAAGCAUUUAUAAUAAAUGCUUUAAUCUUACAAAGGCUUUUGCUGGAACACUGAUUCCCUGGAUUUUUCUGGUUUUGACCCAUUAAAAAAUUAGUAUCUGUCAAAACUAGUGGUCAAACAAAUGAGAAUUCAGCCUUUCUAACAGCAGUUGUUUCCCAUAUGGAAGAAAUUCAGAUUUGCCAAAUACCUUUCUAUUUCAAGGGUAUUUAAAAUAUAAACAUUCAAAACCGAAGACUGACUUCAGGUAUUUUGCAUGUGGGUGGAGAGGAGAGAACAGGAAAGGUAUUAAGGGAGACAUGAAACUGGGGGAGUACAGCAAAUGUUAUGAGUUUUUUCCCUCUUAUUUCUCUAGUGAUCUCAACAGCAUGCAGGGCUCAUCUGCCUCUGCUUGACCAACCCUGAGACUCUAGCACAGGAGUCCUUUUUUUUGCUUCCAUGAACUUCAUCUUCUGGGGGAAGGCAGAAGUGGCCCUGUCCUGAUUUAUUACCCUUGGCUGCAUUAGGAUUAAAGUAAUGGAUCUUGCAUCUUUAAUCUAACAAAGUUUUGUGAUAUUGGAAACGAAAGGAAAUAGGGAAAGAUGCAUGUUAAACUACAUCUUUUCUGAACUGGGGGAGGAAAAACAACAAACGUGUAUACAAGAAAUUCAGAAGCUUGUACAGAAAAAUACCAAGUAAAUGGCAGAAGAUGCUUUGGUUUAUGCCUUGUUAGGUGUGAGGUGUUGAAAAUAAAAAGCUAAAAUGUGCAGUUUAACUUGGCCAUAAGGUAGGGCUGACUGCCAGCAGUUGAGGGUGGAGUCAGAACAUGUUUACAUGCAGGGUUCCCAUCCCCAGACAUUCCAAGCACCAACACCAAUGUUUACAUUGUAAACAGCCCCAGCACUUUCCUAGUCCCUCAGACUCAAACUCCUUAGUAUAAUAUAAAACCAGGUCAGUAUUUCUUAUUGUGCUUCAAGUCAUUAAAAAGACUGAUAUUAGAGGCACUUUGUGCUGCUACAGGUAGGGUUGUAUCAGCAUUAGGAAAGGUGACAAAAUGGGUUGGGUGUCUUCUUGAGGUUUUCAGGCAUAAUUAUACAAACAUGAGAUUUUUCAAACCUGUAUGUGAGACAUUUGCCUUUUUUUGUGUGUGUGUGUAAUGGGUAACUAGACUAUUGAUUAAAAAUGUCUUAUACUUUAGAGCUCCGUAUCUCAUAUCUCACUCUCUGACAGAAGGAGGCAUACAGAAGAGACAGAAUUGUGUUCUGGCCAAAAUCUUAAUGCCCAAAGUUUCAGUUGCCAUUUCCUCCACUCUGAGAAAUGGUCAUGCUCUUAACAGGGAGGCAGAGAGAACCUAAGGUGAGCUGUCCCAAGUCCAGGGUGCCUUUCAUGUCCAGUUUAGUAGGGCACCUUGAGGUACAUCGUCCAGCAUGCUUUAGCUUAAAUGUCAGAUAUUUUAAGUCUGGUUAAAAUGUUUCUCUGUUGUUCACGAAACUUGCUUCAGCACACAUAGUUGCUUCCCCCCAUCUUGAGAUUAGGUGCAAACCUCUAUUUAGCCCAAGCCCUAAGUUUAGAAUGGCCUUUAUCCUGAUGUUUGCAAUAAUGGCUUCCUUGCAACAGAAAUUUUGGAAAUACAGUCUGGGCUGUUGGUAGAAGAGACAGGCAUUGUUUUACUCUCACUAGCUUGGCACUGAGUUGUUUGGGUGCCCUCAAGGUGGGCAGACCUUAUGCUUUUGGGGUUGAGGGCAGGCCUUAUCAAACUAAAAGCUGCUUAUGAUGUGCCUUCAACAAGCUGCUCAGUCCUCUCCAUCAGCAAAUUUACCAGUCUGUAGUUGCUUUUAUCCUUUUGUUAAAUCUAUAGCAAUGAAUGUAGAUUUAGUUCAACUUUUAGUUCUACUCAAGAAUCAUAGAGAACCAACCUUCUCUUAAGGAAGGGAUGCACUUAAGGAAGGGAGAAGCAGCAGUUGCUGCCAGUAAUCCCCAAAUCAUUUGUUUUGGCUUUGCAUUUUGUUUUCUACUUAUCAUUGAAUAUGAUUAACAUUGGUCACCUUGAAUUCAUAGUUGGAACAAAAUAACAGACCUAACUGGGACACAGCCAGCACUAGCCUAAGUUGAGCUGCCCCUUUUCUUUGCAGUUGUGGUAUACUACUUCCCUGGGUUAGAAGGAAUAAUUGGGAGCUCUGGGUGAAUCAGACUCUUCAGGCGAGAACCAGUGUGUUAAUAGCGUGAAUUAGAUAUCCUGAUUACCUGCUCUGCUUAAUUGUUAUGCAACUGAACUAAUCAGCAGGUGUAAAGCACAUACUUUGUUAUGUGCUAGGCUCUGCCUCCUGGCCUGUAGAUAAUUAAGAAGACCUAGGGAAUGCCAUCAGAAGUGCUAAUUGUAUUUGGGUGUUAACAAAAGCAAAUCUAGACAAGCUGUCCACUUAAAUGGUACCUUUUGGUUAGAAAAAAAUUAUUUAAAGAUUGUGAUCAUGUAAAAAUCACUCAAACCUUCUAGCAAAAAUAUUUUUUUGAAAAAUAAACUAAAUGCCUUUA
Delphinapterus leucas (beluga whale) is the source of this 5712-nucleotide messenger RNA. RefSeq names its product SUMO specific peptidase 5 (gene SENP5). NCBI's taxonomy places the organism in Eukaryota, Metazoa, Chordata, Mammalia, Artiodactyla, Monodontidae. The record is from RefSeq and is a predicted model, not a curated record. Gene Ontology annotation, cellular component: nucleus. Gene Ontology annotation, molecular function: deSUMOylase activity. Gene Ontology annotation, biological process: protein desumoylation; proteolysis.